UCUUUUCUAUUUCCUUCAAACCUUUAUUUUCAUGCCAACCCAAUGCCACAAUUCCUAUAUAAAUCAGUGCCGAUUGGGCAUUCAAAGCACCUCACAGACUCAACAAAAAACUUCAAAGUAGCCUUUCACUUGCAAAAACCCUAGCUGUACAUCUUUUGGCAUUGUUUCCAUUUUAGCAAUGGAAAGUGUGAAAAUUUUGGCAUCGGAGAGGCCGGUGGUGAUCUUCAGUAAGAGUUCUUGCUGCAUGUGCCACACCAUCAAGACCCUUUUCUAUGACUUUGGGGUGAACCCUGCAGUCCACGAGCUCGAUGAGAUCCCUAGAGGACGUGAUAUUGAACAAGCUCUCUCGAGGCUCGGUUGCAGCCCUUCCAUUCCAGCCGUGUUCAUUGGUGGUGAACUUGUUGGUGGUGCCAAUGAGGUCAUGAGUCUUCAUCUUAAUCGAUCCUUAAUCCCAAUGCUUAGACGAGUUGGAGCUCUUUGGGUUUAAUCCAUAAAAUCCACUAACUUGCAUGUCGGAGCACCAAUAAACAUGUGAUUAUAUAUACUAGAUAAUCACAUUUAGAUCCAUAAGAGCAUAGGCUUCAAGUCUAAUUAACACUAUAAUGUAUCCAACAUACCUACUUUAUAUGGUCUUACUAAUUUAUGAGUCUACUUAGCAUGUAUGUCAUCUUUUUGGUAAUGUACUAAUAUGUUUUUUUGAGAAAUAAAAGU
Messenger RNA from Durio zibethinus, 711 nucleotides. The record is from RefSeq and is a predicted model, not a curated record. Lineage: Eukaryota; Viridiplantae; Streptophyta; Magnoliopsida; Malvales; Malvaceae.